AUUUAAUUUCGUCACUUCCACAUUGAAAGAGAGAGAGAGAGAUUGGACGUUGUUUGGCAAAUGGCAACAGAAAAUGAGGCGGUGGACUCGUUCUACGUGUUGCCCGAAGAAUGCAUCGCCAGCGUGCUGUCGUUCACGACUCCUUCUGACGCAUCCAGUUCGUCAUUCGUUUCCACCAACUUCAGAUCGGCCGCCGAAUCCGACAUCGUUUGGGAGAGGUUUCUUCCACCCCAGUACCGCUCCAUAAUCUCCCGCUCCGCCGAUUCGUCUUCCCUCUCUUCUUCUUCCAAGAAGCAGCUCUAUCUCCGUCUCUGCGAUCACCCCCUCCUCAUCGACGAUGGCAAGAAGAGCUUUUGGUUGGAGAAAAGGAGCGGGAAGAUAUGCUACAUGCUUUCUCCAAAGGACCUCGUGAUUGUGUGGAUGGAAACUCCUUUUUAUUGGAGAUGGACUUCUUUACCCGAUGCCAGGUUCGCGGAGGUGGCGGAGCUUGUCAAUGUGUGUUGGCUGGAGAUCCGUGGGAAGAUUAAUGCUUGCAUGCUGUCGCCAGGCACGCUGUAUACAGCGUAUCUUGUGUUCAAGGUGACGACAGGAUCAUUCGGUUUUGAAAACCAACCUGUCGAGGUUGCGGUCGGAGUUGGCGGAAGCGAAGGGCAUAAGCGUACUCGGAGCGUCUUUUUGGAUAUGGAGAGAGGGCGGAGGCAGCGUUACCAGAUUGUACCCGCCGCGCGGCGAGGAGGGCCUUUUCACCGCCACCGCUGCCUGCCGCAGAGUAUAGAGGAGGCGGAUAUUGGCGAGUGUCCGAAGGAGAGAGGAGAUGGGUGGUUGGAGAUCGAGUUGGGUGAGUUCUUCAACGGUGGAGAUGAUGAUGAUGAUGGGGAAGUGGAAAUGAGUGUUUUGGAGGUGAAGGGCGGUAACUGGAAGGGUGGCCUCAUUGUUCAAGGGUUUGAGAUCAGGCCAAAAAGAAUGUAAUUAAAAUAAAUUAGUAAAUUAAGAGUGCUUUUUUGUCUUUUGCAUUUCUCUAUUUUUUAUUUUAUUUUUUAUGUUGUAUGUGA
Molecule: messenger RNA, 1052 nt
Organism: Corylus avellana
Lineage: Eukaryota; Viridiplantae; Streptophyta; Magnoliopsida; Fagales; Betulaceae
Product: putative F-box protein PP2-B12
Molecular function (GO): protein binding
Source: RefSeq, a predicted model, not a curated record